Messenger RNA from Nerophis lumbriciformis (worm pipefish), 3204 nucleotides. RefSeq names its product recombination signal binding protein for immunoglobulin kappa J region-like (gene rbpjl). Gene Ontology annotation, biological process: regulation of transcription by RNA polymerase II. The record is from RefSeq and is a predicted model, not a curated record. Gene Ontology annotation, cellular component: nucleus. Gene Ontology annotation, molecular function: RNA polymerase II cis-regulatory region sequence-specific DNA binding; DNA-binding transcription activator activity, RNA polymerase II-specific. Lineage: Eukaryota; Metazoa; Chordata; Actinopteri; Syngnathiformes; Syngnathidae.
UAACAUUUCAAUACCCACUUUACAUCCACUGCGGCCGAUCAGCCCACAUCUGUGGUCCCUUCUCAAGGGUUCUUCUUUUUCCAUGUUUGGGGUCUUUUGAGUUUUUCCUUGCCCGAAUGUUGGUUUAGACCAGGGGAUGUCAUUGUGAGUCGGUUAAGGCCUUUGGGACACUUGGUAUUAAGUGCUAUAUAAAUACAUUUAGAUCGAGUGAUUGAUUGAUUGAUGUACCUAGUACUGUGCACUCACCAUUUUGACAGUUUUAAGUGCAACAUAAGUGCACUUGUCGAAAGUAACACAAAGCACUAAAGCCAAUGAUGAAUGUCUUGUAAUCUCACUUUGUUUCUAGAGAUGCACUGGUGGGUACGUAAAAACGCAACAUGGUGCACUAUUAAUAAUGCGUAAUAUAGUCGACCUUUCUGCAUGGCUUCACAUUGAUUGCCGUUGUUCGAUUCCAGCCUGCUGUUACGUCUUUGUUCCUGUUUGUUUUGGUUGGUGAUCUUAUGACCGUAACCAUGACAGCGCCCCCCCAAGAGCUCAUUUCCUGCUUUCCUCCAACAGGCCAACUUGUUUAGGAUUAAUUACCUUUUUGUUGACGAGGACCCCAGCAACGCAACGCAAAGAAGUCCCUGCAUCCCGAUGACGCAGACUAUUGUGGCAUGUUGGACGAUCAACGCCGUCAAAAAGUUUUCUCAAGUAAACAUGACUACUAACCGCAGCUCAAAGACUAUUGGCACUGCUUCUCACUGGUCUGGGUUGAGUUUGAGGAGACGGAACGUCGUGAGAAAGUAACAGGUGAUUAUCUCUGUUUGCUCUGGCUGCACACACACACUUGCCAUGGGCCAAGUUAAUGAACGACUGUUAGACCAGAACUAACCCACCCUGACAGUCGGGCCGAGCGUCACGUGCACACGGCAAACAAGGCUGAGAAGAAGUGGACCAUCUUGACAGCAAGCAGCAGGACGCGUUCUUACAGCUGGCAGAUCCACAGCGGGAAUCUGCAGGUUCUGAUUGUGGUCCUGCGUUGCUGCCCGUCAUCAUGUGGCCGCUGAUUUUGGACCCUCUCAACCAGACGUACUAAUUUAUGCAGAGUGUGCGCACCAUGAUGGACGAGCUGGACGUCGUAGAGGACGGACACAGAGAAGCUUCCAGGCAGCAGGUCGCCUGCUUCCAGCCCGGUUCUACUGACCCAAUAACUCACCUGCUGGAUGGACACGUCGAGUGGGACAGGGGAGCCCAGUCGGCCUGUCCAUCAUUGGGGGCGAGCAGAGAAAGCGAGCAGUGCGUUGUCAUCCUGCACGCCAAAGUUGCCCAAAAGUCCUACGGCAACGAAAAGAGGUUCUUCUGCCCGCCUCCAUGUGUUUACAUCAGCGGCCACGCUUGGAGGCUCAUGCAGGACUGCCUGACAGGGAGCGGCGGCCUGUGCGGUUACAUGUGUGUGGACACCUCCGCUCAGACCCACGGCGACGCCUUCAAACUCACCUUUGAACUGCUGACCGACAGGAGGAUGUUCGCCUGCGCCAAGUCGCUGUUCAUCUCGGACCAGGACAAGAGGAAGCACUUCCGCCUGCUGCUGCAGAUCUUCAUGGCCAGCAGACAGGAAGUGGGCUCCUUCCACAGCCGCCUGAUCAAAGUCAUCUCCAAACCGUCCCAGAAGAGACAGUCCAUGAAGAACGCAGACUUGUGUAUCUCAGCCUGCUCGCGAGUGGCUUUGUUCAACCGCCUUCGCUCACAGACAGUCAGCACGCGAUACCUUGCCGUGGAGGGCGGUGCCUUCAUCGCCAGCGCCAGACAGUGGACGGCCUUCACCAUCACACUGGUGGAGGAGCCCCGUUCUGACCGAGGCGACUUUGCGCUGAGUGAAGGAUUCGUCUGUUACGGUUCUGUGGUCCAACUUGUGUGCACCGAGUCUGGAAUCACUCUGCCCCCAAUGGUGAUCCGGAAGGUCAACAAGCAGCACGCCACCAUGGAGGUGGACGAGCCCGUGUCUCAGCUGCACAAGUGCGCCUUCGAGUUCAGAGACAAGCCUCAAGCCUACUUGUGUUUGUCCAACGACGCAAUUGUGGUGCAUCAGGCCACCUGCGGUGUCAGAGACCCCAACAGGGUGGUCCUGAAUGACGGUGCCUGUUGGACCAUCAUCGGAGUAGAAGUGGUGGACUUCACCUUCAACCAGGAGGCAGCCAGUGUUCAGACCCCCGUCAGUCCUUUCCCGGUGGUGAGCAGCCUGGAAAUCAAUGGUGGAGGUCACGUCGCCAUGUUGGAACUCGUCGGAGAAAACCUUGGCCCUCACCUCAAAGUGUGCUUUGGAAACACCGAGGCCGAGACCAUGUUCAAAUGUCCCAAAUCCCUGCUGUGCGUGGUUCCAGACAUCUCAGCCUUCAGCGUGGCCUGGCAGCCACGGUGCAGCAUGCUCACCGUGCCCGUGUCCCUCCUCCGCGUGGACGGCGUCCUCUAUCGCACGUCCUUCACCUUCACGUACACGCCCGAGCUCCAAGCGCCCCCCGCUGCGCUCAGGACGGCCGGCAUCCCGAGGGACCCUGUGGGCGAGGCGGAGCAGGAGGAGGACGUCCUGCUGGAGAGCAUCCAUCAAGAGUUCACCAGAGCCAACUUUCACCUCUUCAUGACGUAGAUGUCUUUAGUCCCACAACGUCACACAACUCCCUUUGACCACAGGGGGCAGUAUAAAUGACAAAUCCUCUUUUCUGCCAUGAACAUCAUCAAUGCCCUACUGUCCUGACGAUGCACACCAAUACCCAAUAUCCCUCCAUCUUACUAAGGCGCACCCCCUAAUAUACGUGGCCAACAGAGCGCCACGUGUCUGACUUCCUGCCUGGCGGCUGCAGCUCCUCGUCCUCAUUGGCAGGACAAACAUGGAGGAGACACAGACUCCCAAUCUUGGUCAUGGGGGAGAAACGUGAUCGCCUGUUCCAUGAAAGAGUCCAUUCUAAACCUUCUCCACCAACACACCUCCAUCCUCCAUCAGUACCCCCCCCCCCCCCCACACACACACACACACACUACCCCAGCUCCCCUUUUCCUCCUCCUAUUCCUCUUCCUAAAAAAAUGUUUUGCAAGAAUGUCGAAGGUCAUGUCUGAUCAUGAAAGAAUCUUCGGAGAAAAGACCCUUGAUGCUCUUCACACGAGCUUCAUGCAUUUCCUCAGCAGGGGACAGUAAGGCUCUUCAAUAAACUAAAUGUUUAACUUUGA